AUGGAACCACUCACAACACCGGAUCCGGACCAGUUCUCCAAGGCCCUGGGGCUGUCCUACAUUGGAUCGAACAUGACCGGAAAAAUCUGGUUGUUUGCGGAAGAGGGAUCCACUUUUGAUAUUGAUUGUGAUUCGGAACUAAUCCUACAUGGGCGUCUCAAGUCCCACCGCAUUGCUAGGCCGCUGGCCAUUUCGGCCGUGUAUGCCAAUUGCACAAGAUCCGAAAGACACCUCUUGUGGGAUAAGAUGAGAGAGAUUGCUGGGCCCCUCGAAGGAUCACCAUGGAUUAUCGGUGGCGACUUCAACACCAUCCUAUCACACCGAGAUAGGGUUGGGAGCGACACCAACCGGCAAGCCGAGAUGGUCGACUUCGCGGAGGCAAUUGAAGACUUUAGGCUCCUUGAUCCGGGGUUCGAUGGGGCGGAAUUCACAUGGGCCAAAAAUGGCCUCUUUGAAAGAUUGGAUAGAGUGCUUGUUAGUGAGGGUUGGGCUAGGGCCUUCGAAGCUACUCGGGUUACGAACCUCCCUCGGGUUGCUUCGGACCACGGGCCAGUCCUUGUAAGAUGUAAGACGCUGAACACUACCAUCGGAGGCAAGGCAUUCCGAUUCCAGAACAUGUGGAUCCGACAUGGGGGGUUCAUGGCUGUAGUGCAAAAUGCAUAG
Molecule: messenger RNA, 663 nt
Organism: Salvia splendens (bonfire salvia)
Lineage: Eukaryota; Viridiplantae; Streptophyta; Magnoliopsida; Lamiales; Lamiaceae
Exons: 1
Coding region: 1-663 (220 amino acids)
Molecular function (GO): catalytic activity
Source: RefSeq, a predicted model, not a curated record